UCAUACCUACUCACCGAGAACGAUGAAACUACGCAACAUGUAGGGAAUUGUACAGAAAAUGAACAGCAAGGAGUCCAAACUAAUGAUUUGGUGGUACCAUUAAUUAUAGCCAGUUCCAUUAUGUUGUUAACAUCAUUUGUCGUGCUUUAUAUUCUGAUAUUUCGCGCAAGGAGAAAAGUUCGGCGAAAUUUGCGCAUUAGAAAACGCACGGCAUCUUUCAAGGUGGCACAGCUUUCCUGGAUUUUGACAAGCAUUGAAACAAUCUUGCGAUUGGUAGGAUUGUUUCACUUUCGAUCUCAUGCACUGGCUGAACGCAACCCUGACAUAUCUUAUUGGUUGGCGAUUGCUGUCUACCAUAUGGCGCUGCUUGGUCAAACAACUUUUCAGAGUGAGUAAUGGUUGUAGGUCUGAUAGAAUGAUAAAUAUAGAUAAUUAUCAGAAAAUAAUGACAAUUUGUUUCUGUUGCCCACAGGUUUUAACGGUCAGCUUUAGAGUUUCAGAUUCGCUGUUACAACAUUCAGAUAUGAAAAUAGAUCGGGUGUCUGGCGAAUAAAAUGUCGAAUCAGUACUCAGUUUCUUUCUACGCAAUAAACUUGUUAAUGAAUUUCAUUCUUCAGAACAUUACGCAUUCAAAAAAUGUAUUUUGAAGGCUUUAGCGCAACAUGUGAGGAAAAAUCGCAAAAGAUAGACGAUCAAGUCAAGGCGUGAAUUCAUAGUGCUGCGCCAUAUUGUCGCAAGUAUUAAUAAAUCGGCAAUAUUAUAUUUCGAUGUGUGAAGCAAAAUACCCGUUGUAGCUCCCAAAUCUCUAAAAUCCAUUCAUUACUACAUUCUAGUGAAUGGUAUAAAACCAACUAGGUCUUAAAAGUGUUUCUCGUUUUUAAAUCCUUCUCACGCAUCACUCAUUUACAUUGAAAUAUUUUCCAGCAAAUUCAUUCUUCUACAACUGUCAUGAAAUGAUAUAACGCACUCGUUAAGCCUGGUUCGCAUGUGCCUGCGACUGUAUCAUGAUGCCUCUACUUGCUGCCAAAAUACCGGCAAAAUUGAGCUCAAGUCAACUUUCCCGGCCUACCGCCGAUGUAACUGUGGCACUGGAGGCAAUCAGCGAACAAAUGUUCACUGACACAAUUUACGUUUUAAAGCUACCAUCGGCAUCGUCGCCGGCACGUCGCCGGCAUAUAUGUGAACCAGGAUUUAGCUUCAAACAACUUCUGGUUUCAGCAGGAAAAGGGACAACUCGUGCUAGGCACAAAAAUCUGGGCACUGGAACUCUUCUGCCAGUCCGCUCAGUCUGAUAUAACCUAUUCAUGUAAUUGUUAAUAAGCCUUUGCUUCAUGAUCAAAAAACGAUUUUGUGUAACAGCUGUCAGAAUGACAAGUGUUGAGCUAUAAGAGGGUCUGAAUGGGGUUAACUGACUACUGAUAUUUGCCUGAAUUUUUGACUGACAACUGACAAAAUAUCCUAACUGACAACUGAGGCAUGAUGAGAAAAUGAUGAGUCAGCAUUUUGCAGUAACUGACUACUGACAGCUUGCAAAAUAUCGUACUGACAACUGGCUUAAAUUUUAGCUGACAACUGACACCCAAAGACCCCCAUUAAGACCCUCCUAUAAACUCCCUUUGGCUUUGCGAUUUUCUGUAGUUUGGUGUCUCCGUGAAUAUGAAAAGAACACUCGUUCCAGAUGUGAAGGACCGAGUUGGAUGAUAACACGCAAAUCCUUUUUAAUUAUCAUGGCGUUCAUGAACUGUUACAUGUGGGUCUUGAAUGUCGCUGGGGUUAGAAUCCUUGUUGACUUGACUAGUGACAAGAUGGAAGAGCUACUGAGUGGAUCUGUUGAAAGGAUCAUAUACACUGCAAAUAGAGCGUCAACAUUAGCAUACCAUGUUGAGUCUGUGCAAUUGUUCUAUAAAUUUUACGAAGAAGAUAAGGAGUUGUUAGCACAGCAAGAGUAUGAGAACCUUGAUAAUCAAAAUGUGGGAGGCAAUGUAUGUUGUACCCUUUUGAUUAAUUUGAAUUAUUCCAUUAAUUAUCAAUUACAAUUCAUUCUAAUUGACCAUUUGCGUAAUAGACUAAAUUUUGAUCUCAACAAAAAUGUCAUCACAGCUUGAAAGAGCAUCACAAAAUUAGUAAUAUUCCAAAGUUUCGUUGCGAAAUGUUGUAAAAUGUGGAAAAUAUAGCUUUGCGAAGUUUGCAAUUUUCAGUCAUUUUAGAUUACGAAUGGGAAAUUGACAGCCCCAAACCCUUCGAGGCUGUCAAUUUCCCAUUUGUAAUCUAAAAUGACUGAAAAUUGCAAACUUCGCAAGGCUAUAUUUUCCGCAUUUUACAACAUUUCGCAACGAAACUUUGGAAUAUUACUAAUUUUGCGAUGCUCUUUCAAGCUGUGAUGAAAUUUUUGUCUAGCCUUGUCUAGAUCAAAAUUUAUUCUAUUACGCAAAUCGUCAAUUGAUUAAUUAAGUGCUUUCUGGCAUAAUUUUAGACCACUGUUGAAACAGACUCAACCAAAGGAAAGUGUGUGGGGUUUAUUAUGUUUGUUGUGUUUGUCUCAAUGGCUGGUGGAUCAUUUCUUGUCAGGUAGGAAACUGCAAAUGCAUCCCAUUCCCCUUAAGAGUCUCCUCCCAUGUCACCUCCACAAAAAAUGAAGUUGGCAUAAAACAUUUUGUGGGAUCUACGGUUCAAUACAUUUGCAAUGACGAGGGACUACCUGGAACCUUAUUCAUUGGCUCUAGGUGUGAGAUUGGGUCUGUGUUCCCAAGUUCUCUUUGUGAAAUUUUUCCUUUGUUCCCCUCAAAAGAUUUCACCAUGUUCCCUUAAUCUUCCCUGUGAUGUUUGGCUUUGUUUCAAUGUUUUCUUGUUCUCAUGCCCUCAAAACCCCUGGUAGACCCUCUCAAUGAUGGUACAUACACCACUGAAAAACCUGGGUAUAGAUUCACUACUGUAGUGAGUGGGUAACUGGAUGGAGAACAGUGGGAUUUUCAAAACAAUAUUUGAAAAUUUCAUUCAUUGGUUGGUAAUAUUGCUGGGUAUAUUAUUGGUUGGUACUAUUGCCGGGUAUAUUAUGCAAAGGUAUCCAUUAACCUCAUUAUUUUGCCACUACAGGACAAAGAUGACCGACAGUCACAUUGCUGCUACAGCUGCAAUUAUUGGCAUUCUUCUAACAAUAGUCUGUAUAACUUUAAAAACAACCCAACAAGGCAAUAGUCAAGUCCUCAUAGUUGGCAUGCUCCAAACACAAGAUAACCAUGAUAGCCAACAAAAUAAUCUGGUGAAUGAAGUCCAACAUCGCAGUGUGAAAAUGUUUGAAGACAUAGCUUCAUAUGUGGCUGGUGAAAAAGUUGGUCAUUUAAAGAUCCUAUUGUUUUAUUCAAUAUCUGCAGUGAGUUAUCACUUUUUAAUGACAAUGAAGAUCACAUUUAAUGGUAUAGAAGAGGUGGAUACAUUGAUGCCUGUUCGAGAGGGUUGCAAAGGUCUUGCAUGUAUGAGUCUCACAGUAUUCAUGUUCUGGAUGAGUCAUGAAGAUAGAAAAUUAAGGUAUUUUAUUAUAUAAACAUAAGUGUUAUAUAGAGUUUUUGGCCACUAAGAAAAAUCGUAUUUAAACACGUAAAAAAAUACGAUAUUUUUACGUGUGAAAGUAUCAUUUGCUGUAAAACCCAUUGCCACGGACGUUUUAUUGCUUUUUAUUGAAUUUUGUAAAAAUACAUGGGUGCUUGGAAAUGCCAGAUUUAUUUCUCGUGUUGAAUAUGAUAUCUCACUCGCUCGCUGCGCUCACUCGUGAGAUAUCAUGUUCAACACUCGAAAUAGGUCUGGUGUUUCCGCGCACCCAUGUGUUGUUCUCUGUUUAUUUACAAAUAGGCCCCCCUUUCUAAGAGGCUUCACCUUAAACAACUGAGAAACAUGUGUAUAGUACAGUAUUACAUUUAUUAAUUGGCCUGGAACAUCACAUUAGUUUGCAGUGUUUCAUAUCAAAUCAAUAAGCCCAGCUUGUCAUUAAGCCCCCUCUCCAAUAAACCCUCACUUUACUAAACCCUAGCUCUCUCUAUUAAGCAUCCCUCUCUAUUAAACCUCCUCCCUAUUAGGCCCUUUCUCUAUUAAUUAACCCCCUUCUAUUAACACCCUCUCUAUUUAUCCCCCUCUCUAUUAACCCUCCCUCUCUAUUAAUAACCCUCUCUAUUAACCCGCUCUCUAUUAACCCCCCUCUCUAUUAAUAACCCUCUCUAUUAACCAGCUCUCUAUAACCCUCCCUCUCUCCAUCAAGGCCCCUCUUUAUCAAGCCCUAAAAAUAGUACUUAUGUUUUAAAAAGGUGCUGGUUUUACCUGUAUGUGAUGUUCUGGAAUGUACUGGCAUUGGUGUCCUUAGAGCUUAUCGAAGAAACAUUUGAACAUGGCAAUUCUAAUAGAGAACCGUUACAACUCUACGCUUUACCUUUGGCAAUUGAUUUUAAGAUAUAUGUCUUGAUUCAUACAUAUAGUGAUAUUGUAGCAGCAAGAAAUGGCUGCAGGCAAGAAUUAAGAGGUACUGAACAUGAACCGCUAGUAUAGCUGCUCUUACUUCGAGAUCUACUACUCCUUCUAUUGAUCCAAGUAUUCGUUAUGAUUAAAAAUCUCAAUUUAAUAAUGUCACAGUACCCAUUUGUAUAGAUUAAUUACCUGCACACGUGAAGAACAUAUUGCAACUUGUUUUUGCAAAAUUUAACUGGAUAUUGUUACACGUGUCAGUAAUUAACUUGUAAUACAAAUGUAAUUGUUACUUUUAAUUGUAGUAAAGAUACUGAUAUCUUGUUACUUUUCGCAAGAUGUAACUGCAACUUUUUCAUACUAAUUCUAAAUUUCUAAAAUAAUAGCUGUAGCUUGUUGCAUGGUAGUAAUAGUAAAUAUUGUUUGGUAGGUAUAGUAUUUAACGUGUUAAGACCAAUAGGCAAUACUUUUUUGAAAUGUUUAGCUAAAAAUAUAUCUAGUGAUGUAGAAGCAUGUAACGCAGAGUUUAUACUGUUACUUUUUCGUAACAUUUCAUCAUUCAUGCCUCAGAGAACAUCCUAUAGCCUGAAUAUCGGACGGUCCCUCGUUAAGUUCAAGUUUAGAACGUCCAGGACCAUGAAUGCUUUUAAUUAAUUAUACACUUUUAACUAUGCGUAAUCAUGUACAAAAUAAUGUUCAAAAAUACAAAUUAAACCACUCGCCCAAUGACGGGCAAAAUUGUUUGGACUUUGCAAACGCGUUAGGUAAAAUUAUCGUGCGAAGCUGUAAAGCGUAAAAUAUCUGGUCAAAACAAAACAAUAAUUAUAAUAGUUUUGUUUGUGGAAACACCACAUAAAUUUAUUGCUGCAAAGCUUUUGAUCUGUAAGCCCAUAAGUAAUAAAUUUACGUGGUGUUUCCACAAACAAAACUAUUAUAUGUUUUAUCGCCAUGCAAACAUACAAAUAACUUAAAACAAUAAUUAUCGCCAUGCAAAUCUAAAUAAAUAUCCGAUUUUUCACAAAACAAAACAAUAAUUAUAAUAGUUUUGUUUGUGGAAACACCACAUAAAUUUAUUGCUGCAAAGCUUUUGAUCUGUAAGCCCAUAAGUAAGUAAUAAAUUUACGUGGUGUUUCCACAAACAAAACUAUUAUAUGUUUUAUCGCCAUGCAAACAUACAAAUAACUUAAAACAAUAAUUAUCACCAUGCAAAUCUAAAUAAACAUCCGAUUUUUCACAAAACAAAACAAUAAUUAUAAUAGUUUUGUUUGUGGAAACACCACAUAAAUUUAUUGCUGCAAAGCUUUUGAUCUGUAAGCCCAUAAGUAAGUAAUAAAUUUAUGUGGUGUUUCCACAAACAAAACUAUUAUAUGUUUUAUCGCCAUGCAAACAUACUAAUAACUUAAAACAAUAAUUAUCGCCAUGCAAAUCUAAUAAUCUAGGGACAUUUUCUUACCAGUUAGUAAAUGAGUGUAAUUAUUUAUUUGGUUUAGUUUGAGGCCUUCAUAAAGAUCUGUGAGUUCAUUAGAGUUUAAUACUUGUCCUUUCCAAUGACCAUACCCUAGCAAUAUAAGAAUAGAUCAUGUUGGCGAUCAUACAUGCAACCAUACUUAAAUUGUGAAAUAUUUUUUAAAUCACUUUAAUAUUUACAUUAUCUACCUGUAUGAUUUGAGAACUGGACUGAAUUUAUAGCAUCGACUUCAAAACCAUGAACCUUAUGAUUACAAAAGAUAAUCAAUAUGCUUUGAUCUGGAGAUUAUAGCAAGAGAAUGAAGUUUGACCUUUUUUAUGAGGCAAUUUUUGCUUGUCAUAGCAAUUUGGUUGUUUUCACAGUUUAUAAUGAUAUCACACAACACUACCAUUUCGAACUUUCAUCCUGGCAACUGAUCGAGCCAGCCUUUUUAGCAGUGUUUAUG
This is a messenger RNA of Paramuricea clavata, 6362 nucleotides long. Lineage: Eukaryota; Metazoa; Cnidaria; Anthozoa; Malacalcyonacea; Plexauridae. The record is from the annotation of a GenBank genome assembly.